Alternaria arborescens is the source of this 195-nucleotide messenger RNA. RefSeq lists its product as hypothetical. The transcript has a single exon. Bases 1 to 195 code for a protein of 64 amino acids. The record is from RefSeq and is a predicted model, not a curated record. Lineage: Eukaryota; Fungi; Ascomycota; Dothideomycetes; Pleosporales; Pleosporaceae.
AUGUGCCUUGCAUUCCAGGCAGCUAGCGUAGGUGCUCCUGACGUUCUCCGCGGAUUACUUGGCAACGUCUUGGUCGCUGUGCAAAAGUUGGCCUCUGUUCUAGACCCGAUCAUUGCAGAGCUUGGGUGUCCUGAGCUUGUCAAGUACGACCGAACCCUGUUCAAGGCCUUCCCUGGUGCCGCGGGUGCGAUAUAG